Molecule: messenger RNA, 2673 nt
Organism: Xenopus laevis (African clawed frog)
Lineage: Eukaryota; Metazoa; Chordata; Amphibia; Anura; Pipidae
Gene: stard10.S
Product: StAR related lipid transfer domain containing 10 S homeolog
Exons: 7
Coding region: 172-981 (269 amino acids)
Cellular component (GO): motile cilium; membrane; intercellular canaliculus
Molecular function (GO): lipid binding
Source: RefSeq, a predicted model, not a curated record
GGAGUCGUUCCUGAUGUUCCUGCCCCGCUGGUAGAACCGGAUUGGCCUGCGGGGGAGCUGCCAUAUGUGUGUCCCGGGGAGGCUGCAGUGUCGCUGCGACUGAUCUGAGCAACACAAGGAACAUCCCCGUGUGUCUGUAGGGAACGCAUUUUAACUGUCAGUCUUUGCGCCAUGUCCCGCGACUCAGUGCAGAUCCCCGACGACCGGGACUUCCAGAACUUCAGGAGCGAGUGCUACUCGGACGCCGGUUGGACCCUGACUUACAGCAAAUCCGGGGUCACCGUCUGGAUCCAAAUCCUGGAGGAGGAGAGAGCCAUGCACAGGAUCAGGUGCAAGAUGGAGUGCAAGGAGGUCUCGGCGGAGGUGUUUUAUGAUGUCCUGCAUGACAUCGAGUACCGCAAGAAAUGGGACUCCAACGUCAUCGAGACCUUCGAUAUUGGAAAACUGACAGUUAAUGCUGAUAUUGGAUAUUAUGCCUGGAAGUGCCCCAAACCCCUGAAGAAUCGUGAUGUCAUCACACUGCGCUCCUGGCUGCCAUUUGGGAAUGAUUACAUCAUCAUGAACUAUUCCGUGAAGCACGCGAAAUACCCUCCAAGAAAGGACUUGGUCAGAGCAGUGUCGAUCCAGACUGGGUAUCUGAUCCAGAGCGGAGGCCCAAAAAGCUCCACCCUAAUCUACCUGGCACAGGUUGAUCCCAGAGGAUCUUUGCCCAAGUGGGUUGUCAACAAGUCCUCUCAGUUUUUAGCUCCGAAGGCAAUGAAAAAAAUGUACAAAGCCUGUGUGAAGUAUCCUGACUGGAAGAAGAAACAUAAUCCCCACCACAAACCAUGGCUUUACCCAGAGCAGAGCAACCUGCCCACCAUCAGCCUCUCUGAUGUGACCAUACAACAUGCCGACUCUCUGGAGAACAUUGAUGAGAGCAGCGCCACAGAGACCAAAGACGACCGGGGAGAUGCCAGUGAUGAGGACAGUGUCAACUGAGAGUCCUCUCAACUCUUGCCAUCUUGUUGGUGUCCACCUGAUCAUCAUAGUGCAGACAACAGUGGGAUCAAUGAAUAAAAAAAGGGAAAAAGGAUGAGACCCAAAUGCAACCCUGGGGCACUGGAAUUUGGGACUUGUGGAAUAUCUACUGCCUUGUGAUUGUCAUGGACUUCAAGAAUGUCUCCAAGAAUGAAAUAUGUCCAGUCUUUUCAGAAAAAAGAAUAUGAAUGAAUGAAUAUGAAAUAGAAAUAAUUGUUUAUAGGUGGGGAGUGGGAGUGAGCACAGGGGUGUGUUUGAGUACUGUCUAGGGGUAUGGCUUACAUUGGGGCAGCUCUGGUACCCAUAGCCAUAGCCUCUCACAGUUGGGUUGAUAUCAUAUCCCAGGUUGUGUAAUAAAGAUCAAAUGUACCAAUAUUUGGGCCCCAAAUAAGUAAUCUUUAUGGUAUUUGAUUCCAUAUAGUUUAUAGAGUUUCCUCUGGGGCAAGUUGAUGAAUCCUUUAAACCCGCUUCUAUAGUCAACUGCCAAAAGGCCCCAUCUGGACCUUCUGGUGGCUUGGAUUACCAUAGGUGUUGCUAAAUUGGCCAGUGAUCUAUCCAAUCAACGUCUGGUCCAUCAAGUAUAAGUUGGUUCCCAUUAAAAGAAUGGAAAAUAAAUAUGACACCCAACAGGAUACAAAGUAUUAGGAAGCUGAUUGUGUUGGAGAAGACCCUAUAGAACAAGGAUGUCCUACCUGCAGCCCAACAGCUUUUCCUGCAGUUGGAUAUAACGCAGUGCUUAGUCAGUAAUUAUCCUGGUGAUCCAGUUUUCAUAACUAACUGCCACUUGUAUGUUUUAAAGGCCAAACAGGCGUUUAGUAGGGAUCAUUUCAUCUAAGCUUUGAUAACCUCAACUGAAAGUUAUGGUCAACCAAAACCAACCUGCCUUUCCCAAUGGGCCUGCCUUUCUCCAUUGUUACGCUGAUCUGAAGGGCAGGACACUAUGUUUUCUGCUACUCUCUGUUCAGCUAAUCGUGCCUUUCAAUAAAGAGAAUGUCCACCUCUACACAUUGCUCUAGAAGGUUUAUGUUCCAUGUGAAUAAAAUGUGAAUCCUUUCACAUAUAAGAAGUAUCUGCUUCAGCUGGGCCCAACCCUUCCCUACAAAUAGAUCCACUGAAACGGAAAGUAUCGACUUCUUCCUUGUGGAAUUUAGAAGAGGCUUUUGCUGCCAACUAUUGGUGGAAACUGGUACUACAUGUAUCACAAUAGCCAAUCAUCUCCAUUCAUUUUCACUUGUUGGAGACGCUCUGCUAUAAAAAAUUUUUAUGUGAUACAAUGAUACUUUCCCUUUCUGUAGUCCCUCAUUUCACAUGUUGUUUUAGCUCAUACCCAUCACAAUAUUCUCUGCCAGUAUAGGGAAUAAAAUGACUUAUUUUCAUAGAAACCAUUAAAAACAUGUAUUUUAUAUUGGCCCUGCAUAGGCCAGCGGAUUAUAAUGCCAUAUCCCUUUAAGCAGCAAAGUCUCUGUUUUUUUUAUAAUCUGCUGCUACAAAAAACUGCUAUUCCUGGGGAACUGCAAAAUUAAUGUUUCAUAAGCACCGGGUUUUGAAGGAUUAAGUUGUACAUUAGAUGAUACUGCCAUUACUGAGGAACUCCCAUAUAUAUGUGAAUCCACCAUUGUCAUAGUGGAAUGUUUAAUAAAUGUGUUUCAAUAA